CAGGCCUCCCAGUGGCAGUGGAGACAUGGGACAACAGCCCGCAGUGGUCUUCAAAGAGGAUGUCACCCCGGGACUCAUCACAGUGUUCGACCAUGACCGGUCAGUGGCCAUUCCUGUAGAUGGAGAGACAUCAGGCAAACCUCCGAUCCAUGUCAUCAUUGUUAAUGUGCAGGACCACAACCAGUCAGUUGACGAUGUCCUGAAAAUCUUGAACCAACCUGGGGGUGGCAUUGACGGCUCCCAGCAGUUCUUCCCCCAGAUUACUGACUUUUCCCAGAUUGCCAGUGAGGCUAUCCAGGGCAGUGGUGAUGCUGACUCCUUUGACCCCUCUCCUAUUGGCCUGCCUCCAACGGUCAGCUUUGUCAACGGAAAACAUGAGGUGACUUUUGAGCCAGAGCUGCCAGAGGAAGCCAGAGGAGACCAGUUUGAGACAGCCACCCCUGUCCAGGUAGAUGAAGGGGAUGACAAGGAGAAGGAGGAGGAAAGUGCUACCCCUUUUGACUAUGGCAACAUAGAAAUCCACACAGAGGAGACGCCAACAAAGGAAACAGAUGAUGUGGACUCUCAUCCCACCGAUACAUACCCAGAUGUCACUACAGAGUCAGACCUGUAUCCUGACACUAUUCACCACAUAAUUACAGACUCUGAGGGAGUCAAAACUCCACAACCAGAUGAUCAGAUGGCAGCAGCUAUGAGCACAACUACUUAUUCAUCCUUGGUCUCAUCAGUGGCACCUACUGUAUCCUCUGCUUCAGUUUCCUCUCUUGUCUCCCAUCCUGUGACCAAAAGACCCUCCACUUACGUGGAUAUGGAAGGGUCUGCAAGCCGGGCCACGGAUGACGAGGCGGGGACAACGCUGGAGGGAUCAGCCGAUGAAUCUUUGCCCACACCAGCUCCAGAGAUUCUGUCAGGUGUCAUGACUGAUGAGACAGAAAUCGGAGGGACUGAGGUUCCCACUUUAACUCCAGAUACACAGGAAACACCCACUACAACAAAGACACAAACAGAAGAGUUCGAAGGGUCUGCAUCAGGAGAGGACGAGGCUUCAGGCCAAGAUGCUAACUUGCCAGAGACACCUACGAUAACCAGCACAUUGUCACCCAGGUCUCUGCACACACUCCCACCAACUUAUUCCACCCUCCAUCCACAACAGCCUUCGGUGGAAGUGGGAGUAUCUGAAGUCCCUGUUGUCGUACCUCCUGGUGACGGAGCCACAGAAGCAGGCUCAGCUACAGAGCAGCCAUCCGGAGAGGGGGGAGGUUCUGGGGAACAUGGUCUGGUUUACCUUACAGAGGCUGCUGUUACAAUUGCACCAGCUUUAGCAGCUGUGACUGUUGGAGACCAAACCACCCUCACCACCAAACUCAUAACAUCCGAGCUUAGCACGCCAAAACACACUAAACAUCCCUCCUUCGUAUCCACAGAUGACAUGACACAUCUGACUGUUACCACUGAGCCUGUAACCACAACCCCUGCUGACCAAACCACACAAACCACCAAGAUUUACAGAGACCAAACUGAGCAGUUCACAACUGAGAAACCCACCCCAACUUCAACAAAGUUCAUACCCCACCCAGUGUCUUCAACAGCAACACCCUUGUACACUUUUGAGCACGGGACCCAUUCUGUCCCCCAGUGGGCUCUGGUCCCUGACCCUGCUGCCACCCCUCUCCCAGAUGACUUUGAGGACUAUGACAAAGAGAUCAGGCCUCCUCUGGUGGAGGCACUUCCUCAGGCACCAGAAGAGACCCCAGCCACACAGCAACCAGAGACUGGCACUGAUUCAUCGUAUUCUUUGGAAGCUAGCACUGUGAAUAUCAGAGAUCUCCUGCCAUGCUCUGAUAGUGUGUGUCUCAACGGAGGUUCCUGCUACAAGAGAGGACCACAAAAUAUCUGCAUGUGUGCACCUGGAUACACUGGGCAGUACUGUGAAACUGAUGUUGAUGAGUGCCAGUCUAACCCGUGUCUGAACGGAGCCACCUGUCUGGACGGGGUCAACUCCUUCACCUGUCUCUGCCUGCCCAGCUAUUCAGGAGAGCUCUGCGAACAAGACACUGAAGUAUGUGGAUUUGGUUGGCAGAAGUUUCAGUCUCACUGCUAUAAGUAUUUCACACACCGUCGGACCUGGGACGCUGCUGAGAGGGAGUGUCGGAUGCACGGCGCCCACCUUAGCAGCAUCCUGUCAUAUGAGGAGCAGCAGUUCGUCAACCGACUGGGGAGUGAUUACCAGUGGAUAGGCCUCAACGACAAGAUGUUUGAGAGAGACUUCAGAUGGACUGACGGUAGACCAAUGCAAUACGACCACUGGAGACCCAACCAGCCCGACAGCUUUUUCCAGUCAGGAGAGGACUGUGUGGUGAUGAUUUGGCAUGAGGGGGGGCAGUGGAACGACGUGCCCUGCAACUACCACCUGACCUUCACCUGCAAAAAAGGAACAGUGGCGUGUGGGCAGCCUCCAGUGGUGAAGGAUGCUCGAGUGUUUGGAGCCAUGAAGCCUCGCUAUGAGAUCAACUCCCUGGUCCGUUAUCACUGUAAACAAGGCUUCAUCCAGAGACACCCCCCCACUAUUCGCUGUCGAGCCAAUGGCCAGUGGGACACACCGCGAGUCACCUGCAUGAGCCCGGCAACAUACCACAAGUCGUUUUCUCUCCGGCGCCGCAACAACCAAAACAACGAACAGCAAAACAGGCUGUUGAACCAUCACAUCCAUCAAACCAAGAGUCAUGAAAAACACAAUCAACCAGAGCAACAACAAAGUUACAGCAUCCUUCAUAACUUCUUGGGCCCUUUCCAGAAGCGCUUCCAGCAGCUGCUGAGAGAGAAGAGGCAACCGGAGGGCCUAACGCAGGAUGAAGAUCAGAUGAGACACUGAUCUGGUUUGUGGUUUUGUAAAUCAGUUUAGCAGUAGCAGGCCUGUCGUGUCAUCCAGAGGCAUGGAUAGACAGAGUAAUGCACCAAACUGUCUAUCAAUGGCUCUCAUAAGGACAUAGGAGACAUUUCAGUAGUGCAAACCUUUUCAGCACACUCCAGGGUCUGUACACCAGUGAGUUUCAUUAGUAAAUUAGCUCACUGAUUAUAUUUCCUGAAACAGUCUCCCAUAUCAAUGUCACAGUGCUCUAAACAGGAAGACUAAUGCCUUAAAGGCUUCAUUGUGUGGCAUAGUCAAACAUCACACAGGUGGUCUGUGAAAAUCAUCAUACGGUGUUCUCCUUUUCUACUUCACAUCCCAGUGCAGAAUCCGAACACCGGCGCUUUCUGUGAAAUCUUCAAGUCUAAUAACACGGCACAUAAAUACUGAGCAGUACGUCUAGCUACCAAAACACACUAUUUUUAUAUGAGCUAGCCCUGUAAUUGUGAGAAUUUGUUUUACGUUAUUGAUAGAAUAUAAGGAGCAUGAAUUCAUCGCUGUAAAUUAUUAUAAUAGAGCAUUUUCAAUUUGUCAUUUUGUGCAGAUUAAGAUGAUUAUUAUGACCCCUUUUUUUUUUUUUACAUUUUGUACAAAACUUUAUCAAAAUCCAACAAAGAAAAAAAGGGAGUGGGGAAAUCUUUUAUAAGGAAUUACAUUUGUGUCUCAACAGCAGCACAUGGAGAGCACAGAGAAAGAUUUUUUGCAAGUGCAUGACUUAUAUUUUGUAGAGACACAAAAACAAUAAUAUAAUUCAUGGUUUUUCCAUGCUCUAAAUGUGCCAUGACAUGCUCAAAAUUGAGACGAAUCUAUAAUGUCAUAGAUUAAAGAGUAGCAUACAGCUAAAGAGGGAACAGUAGAUUAUUACAGUGUGAAUGUUUGGUGUGUGUUACAGGAGUGGUAUUAUUCAUAGGAUUUAUAUCAUAGAUAUUAUAUGAAGCCAUAUGAUUUUAACUUAUUGUAUACUUAAAACUACAAAUGGACUGUGAUAUUAAAUAAAGGUCAUUGGAACUGAAGUGAUGACUUCCUUGCUGUUUACAGAUUCUGUCAUAUUGAAACUUUAAAAGAAAGCAUCCUAUCAUGUAGAACAUGCUGCCGCCAUGUAUGUUUUCUACAUUUUGCAUAUUGUUUAGUAACUCGCUGAGCUGCUCAUGCUUUUAAUUGUUCUGCAACUCAAAGCCAACCCGACCUGCAGCCUUUAACGUUGGGUUUUGGAAUGUUUUUUCAGCUAGAGGUAGAUGUUGCUCUUUGCUGCAGAUCUGGAAUCUGUUUUUCUUACAACACAAAAAAGGGAAUGUGAAAAUUGUCUGACUCAAAAGGAGUAUCUAGAGAUAACGUCUACAUGCAACAGUCAUACAGUUUCUUGUGAUACUUAUGAAUUUUGCCAUCUUUGCUUUUUUGUUCUUCCUUCAUUUUCCAUUUUUAUAUAUUCUGUUUGUCACAAUAUAAAUGACUUUAUUGUUUUUCUACAGUGUGGUUAAUUGAGUUACUGUAUCUGUGGCACAAGAGCUUGUUUUUAUGUAAUCACUGUCUGUCCCCAUUCAAGUUACUGUAAGUGUCCAUUGUCCUUGUUACAAUGUCAUUGUCAGCUGUGUGUGCAAUAAUAGAAACUAUUAUAACACAA
Molecule: messenger RNA, 4529 nt
Organism: Sphaeramia orbicularis (orbiculate cardinalfish)
Lineage: Eukaryota; Metazoa; Chordata; Actinopteri; Kurtiformes; Apogonidae
Gene: vcanb
Product: versican b
Exons: 10
Coding region: 26-2872 (948 amino acids)
Biological process (GO): central nervous system development; glial cell differentiation; positive regulation of neuroblast proliferation
Cellular component (GO): perineuronal net; synapse
Molecular function (GO): hyaluronic acid binding; calcium ion binding
Source: RefSeq, a predicted model, not a curated record